Messenger RNA from Haemonchus placei, 390 nucleotides. The record is from the annotation of a GenBank genome assembly. Lineage: Eukaryota; Metazoa; Nematoda; Chromadorea; Rhabditida; Trichostrongylidae.
AUGGGAAGUAUUUUCGUUUGCGACGGUUGCUCCCCUCCUAAGAAUGACAUCGAAUGGAUGAUUGAAAAGAGCGGAGGAGCGGUAACAAAUGAUCCAUGCGAAUGUGCUGUGGUUGUAGCCCCUUCCGAUCACACCCUGGAAAUACUUUGCUCAUCGGAUCUGGAGCUUCCUCCGCCCGUGGUUGUGGAGAAGUACAUUCUAGACUGCAUCAGUGAAAACACGCUACUUGACCUCGAAGACUAUAUGGAACAUGAUGUCGAUAUUGAUGACGAAGAUUCCAAAAAGUAUGUUCCGAGACGCUUAGCUCAUGCUUCAUGUGGUGGUGACAGACAAGCAAACGUUACAUUUAUACACGCUCAACUUGUGCUUCGAAUGUGGCGAGAUGGCUAA